This is a messenger RNA of Myripristis murdjan (pinecone soldierfish), 1290 nucleotides long. RefSeq lists its product as uncharacterized. Lineage: Eukaryota; Metazoa; Chordata; Actinopteri; Holocentriformes; Holocentridae. The coding region runs from base 192 to 1046 and encodes 284 amino acids. The transcript has 2 exons. Gene Ontology annotation, molecular function: DNA binding. The record is from RefSeq and is a predicted model, not a curated record.
UUUGGUAUGUUGUCUGGGGCAGACUGUGUGAGCGGAGCGAGGAACGGCGCGGAGCGGGCGGCCAUCACUUCUGAGCGGGGAGCGACUCCGCUCCGCUCCGCUCCACAACACAGCGGUGUACCCCACUCCUCCGUCCAGAUCGCGUCAUUUUUCUGGAUGCUAACGCCGAGCGAAGAAGUGGUGAAUUCAAAAUGGAAUUUGCACAAUAUUUCACUAAAACAGGCGACCGCUCAUACAAAUGCACCAUAAAAAUAAAGGUGAAAAAUGACGAGGAUGUGGAGGUGGAGAGGGAGUGCGGCCAGUCAGUAAUCACAAGCAGAGAAUCCCUGUGGAAUCUGAAGAGGCACGUCUACAAAAAACACGAGCUGGUGCUGCGCAAACACGUCCGUGCCAAACAAGCGAAAGUGAACAAGUGCCAGAUGAAGUGGAGGAGAAACACUUCAGCCAAACAGAGGCAGAGUGAAGCCCAGAGGAGAGCCGCUGGCGAGCUCCUGCAGCCAACCUGGAAGUGCUGUCGGCACAUGAAGUUCAUCGCCCCGUUCUUUAAAGAGCUGGGAGUCACAUCACUCGGCAAAGGAAGUGCCAGUUGCACGAGCCAGGAAAUCAGUGAGUUUUCUGCCAAGGAGCUGCAGAGGAGGGAUGACUGGAUGACACCUCUGGAUAGUGAGAUGGAGGAGGAUGACGCUGAGAAGGAGCAGAAGGUUGCAGGGGUAAAUGGAGAGAGCAAGUCACUGAAAAAUAGUAAACGAGCUGCCUCUGCCCAUGACAGCUCAGUAGAUACAGAAGACAAUGCCCAGUAUCCUUCCUCCUCCUCCUCCCUUCCUCUGUCUCCCAGUGCAACACCAGUGUGCAGGAGGCUUGGACAGAGAAGGAAAAGACUGAAGGAGUGUAGCAGCAACUGUGGAAGAGGUUUUGUAGGGGAUAAUGAGGCAGAUGAGAUGUUUUUUGUCAGUUUACUCCCAUAUUUCAGAAGGCUGUCAUACAAGAAGAGGAGUGCUUUGAAAAUACAGAUACUCCAGCUGGUCUAUGCUGCAGUGUUUGAGUAAUUGCAUGCUUCUCACUGGAGUGCUGCUGUGGCCAGACUGUUUUCCUGGACUGUUCGAUCUCAAUAAUCAUUGACUCAUUAGACAACCCAAGAACUGAUCCUAAGGUUUAAAAAAAAAAAGUAUUUUAGUAUUCAUUUGACUGUUCAGACAAUUAAAGAACUCUAUACUACUAUUAUGACUGUUGACGAAGAGUAUUUGUAUUUGUUCUGUUGUCAGUAAAAGCUUCUGAAUAUUUGUAAGAUCA